Molecule: messenger RNA, 1508 nt
Organism: Zophobas morio
Lineage: Eukaryota; Metazoa; Arthropoda; Insecta; Coleoptera; Tenebrionidae
Product: lysine-specific demethylase 4B-like
Exons: 14
Coding region: 174-1505 (443 amino acids)
Biological process (GO): regulation of transcription by RNA polymerase II
Source: RefSeq, a predicted model, not a curated record
AAACCGGGCUUGUGGUUUGCAGCGUUUGUUUUGUGGCUGUACACACUGUUUGCUACGGAAUUACAUUAAAUGAGUUACAAGAUGUAGACCGUUGGAAAUGCCAACGCUGCGCUCUUUCACCAAAUUUAGUUAAAUGUUGCAUAUGCCCUAACCAAGGUGGAGCCUACUCUUUGAUGAGCACUGGAGACUUUAUACUUACCUCUUGUGCUAUUUGGGCCCCUAAAGUUUCUUUUUUGCCAGCAUAUACGCCAUUCCUUCCCAAACUUUUGAAAGGGGUUGCUAAGAGCGAAAAAUCAGAUCCGUCUUCUUUUAAACUUCCGGCGGAUGUAUCCACAAAGCAAGCUAAAAAAGAAAUAUUAGAAAACUUACAAGGGCAAUUUCAAGGUAUUGAUCGGAUUCCCAUUUCUCGUUGGAAACUAAAAUGCAUUUUCUGCCAAAAAGUCGCCCUAAAGGAAAAGUGCCUGAGCACUCCAAACAUACAAUGUUAUAAAAAAACUUGUUAUAACACAUUUCACGUGACUUGCGCCCAGAGAUACGCUUUUGUUGUUAACCUACGGGAUCGUUUUCCUCACUUUAGCUCGUUCAGAGCUUAUUGCUCACACAAGCACAACGAAGUAAAAACAGAGUUCCCUGAAGAGGUCUCUAUGCUGGAGUCUAUGACGCGUGUUGUUGCGCGGUAUCCGGCUGACGGCUUUUGGUAUGCGGGCGUCGUCAGUGAAGUACUAACAAUAUCCGGAUUUUGCUACGUAACCUUUCCUGACGACGAGCGGCCAAUCAUUACUCGACUUUCCGAUAUUACGUGCCCUAAUAAUUCUGCUAAAGAUUUAGAAAUUGGAGACCAAGUUUAUGUUGAGUAUGGCUCUACUGUUUACAACAAAAAAUUGGGAAGAUUUCAGGGUCUCAAGAAUUUCUUUUCGUAUAAGGUUUUGUUCAGCGACAACAAGCGUUCUACUCUUAGAAGAGCUGACGUAUGUACUUUGGAAGAGUGGAUGUAUCAAAGGCCAAAAAACGCUGCGACGGGAAGUAUGGAGGUUUUAACUGCCUCUUCCGAUAGAAUUGCGCCUUUUUUGUCACCCCAGCGAGCAACUACUUAUGAGGAGUCAAGAAGGAAGGGGUUCACCCGUGCAAAAAAAGUAAAGCUGUCUUCUGAUUUGGUGCCGUUCACGUGGACAAGAGCACAAUCCGGCACGGAGAAUACUAAGACCAGCCAAUCCCCUGAACGUGGGAGUCUCAAGGUUGGGGAGAGACCCGAACGAGCGGGUGAUCGAGCUUUUGCAGAGGGCGUCAGCCAUCGGGAAAGUUCAAUUGACUCUGCGAGGGCACCACCACCUGAUAAAGGAGCAAAGCAGCAAUCCAAGCAGCCGUUUGUCUGCGCCAAUAAAAGUUGCCAGAAAACAGUAGAAAACAACUUUGAUCUUUGCUGCAGUGAGGCUUGCGCAGCCCUUUACGGCCGAGCCAUGUACAAUAAGUGGAUUCAGGCAAAAAAACAGGCACAAUAUAUUUGAGAC